AUGACCUCGAGCAUCGAAAAGUCGUCCGCCCAUGGCAUUGAGCACGCCUCCGAAUCGAGUGUCGAUGCGGUAGCAUUCGAGGAGGGCAAGGACCUCGGCCUGAGCGCCGCGCACUUUUGUACUGAUGCGGACAACAAGCGCAUUCUUCGCAAGACGGAUAUCUGGAUGCUUUCGCUUCUUUGCAUGGUCUACUUUCUCCAGUCAGCAGACAAGGGAAUCAUUGGUUUGACUGCUGUUUACGGAUUGAAAACCGAUGCACAUCUCAAAGGCAACGACUACUCCAACAUUGGCAACAUCGGAUACUACGCACAACUCGGUGUGCAACCGCUGGCGGCCUGGGUCCUUGUUAAGCUUCGAUAUCGUCAUGUUUUGCCCGUCAUCAUCACCUGCUGGGGUAUCUCCGUUGCUGGUGGUCUAGCCGGAUCGACGAACUAUGCUGGUCUUCUCGCGUCGCGAUUCUUCCUAGGCGCUUUCGAAGCCGCUGUUAUUCCACUCUUCUCGAUGAUUACGAUUGCAUUUUACAGGCGAUCCGAACAGCCUUUCCGUGUUGCCUGCUGGUACAGCUGCUAUGGUCUCAGCACACUCCUCAGCGCCCCCAUUGUCUACGGCUUUGGUCGCAUUCACUCUAGCUCUCUCCAUCGAUACCAGAUCGUCUACCUCUUUUUCGGACUUCUGACCAUCGCCGUCGGUCUUAUCACUUACUGGUGGGCUCACGACAGCCCUGGAGAAGCUCGAUUCCUAUCGCAUGAAGACAGGCUGAAGGCCGUUGAUCGAUUGAAGGCAAACCAACAGGGUAUCGUGUCGCACAAGUUCAAUUGGAAGCACGUUAUCGAAGCUGUGACUGAGCCCAAAUACUGGCUGUACAUGAUCAUGGUCAUUGCCGUCAACGCUGGCGCCUCUGUAUCUUCAGUCUUUGGAUCCAUCAUCUUGAAGGACCUCGCAGGCUUCACCGCCGAUGAAGCCGUACUUCUCAACAUGCCCUUUGGCGCUCUUCAGUUCGUGUCCAUUCUUGGCGCGUCGUGGCUUGCAUACCGCUUCAAGCGCAAGUCGCCCUUUCUGCUCGCCCUCGUCACGAUUGUCAUCGUUGGAGUCGCACUGUUAGUCGCGCUCCCAAAGAACAAAGCGAACAAAGGCGGUCUACUUGUUGGGUACUAUCUCAUUGCAUUUGUGUUCGCCAUCAACCCUCUCCUAAUCUCCUGGAUGGGCGGCAAUUGCGCUGGCCAGACCAAGAAAGCGAUUUACUACACUUCAUUCAAUGCCGGAAACUCCAUUGGAAACAUCAUCACCCCAUAUAUUUUCGACGCCAAGUUCCAGCCACAAUACAUACCCACUGACACAUCGCAGGUCAAUGCGCUCAAAGGCAUCCUCGCCAUCUGGUGCAUUCUUUGGGGCGUUGUAAUCGCCCAGGUUGUACUUAUCACCUGGAUGCAGAAGCAGAAGAAGAAUCAGCGCGAGGCGGCCGGCCUGCCCCGGGAUUUCGUUGAUUACUCAAUGAGCGGCAAGUUUCACGAGGCUGGCGAGGAAAUUCACGGAGAAAAUGGCCUACAAGACAUGACGGACAAGGAGAACUUGUACUUUCAGUAUUUGCUAUAG
Parastagonospora nodorum SN15 is the source of this 1593-nucleotide messenger RNA. RefSeq lists its product as hypothetical. The transcript is spliced from 2 exons. The record is from RefSeq and is a predicted model, not a curated record. Lineage: Eukaryota; Fungi; Ascomycota; Dothideomycetes; Pleosporales; Phaeosphaeriaceae. Gene Ontology annotation, molecular function: transmembrane transporter activity. Gene Ontology annotation, cellular component: membrane. Gene Ontology annotation, biological process: transmembrane transport. Bases 1 to 1593 code for a protein of 530 amino acids.